Dovyalis caffra is the source of this 606-nucleotide messenger RNA. Lineage: Eukaryota; Viridiplantae; Streptophyta; Magnoliopsida; Malpighiales; Salicaceae. The record is from the annotation of a GenBank genome assembly.
AUGCCAUUCUUGGUUGACGAUGGUGGAGGAAGGAGGAGAAAGUCUGAAAGAAGUCGAUUGCAAGAAGCCGGUUUGGACCAAAUUAGUGUAAUUGAUGAUGUUGAUGGAGAAAUUCUUUUCUAUUUGAAAAAUAAUGCUAUUGUGAUCAUUAAUAAUCCAACGUAUCCGAACUCUCAAUCAUCAAAUUCUUUAGAUUGCUUGUUUAAUGAUAACGGGGCAAGCAAUCCUCCAAAGUAUUCAAUAGUUACCGAAGUAAAAGAUGAGCCGGAUGUAUUUUAUGAUGACAAGGGUCUCCUUAUCGAAGAUGAAUUUCCCGCAAGGAAAGUUGAAUUUGCAAUGGAUAAGCUUGCCGAAUUUGUUGAUGCUCGGCUUUUCUCGACAUUGAGGAGGAGGGAAGGCUACAUACACAAUCUACCUACCGAAAAUAGGUUUCACAUUCUUCCAAAGCCACCGAUUACCUUGGAAGAUCUAACGCCAAGUAUAAAGAAAUGGUGGUCAUCAUGGGAUGCAAGGAAGAAGUUAGUUUACGGAACAAGGAAGAAGUUAAUCCGCCAACUCGGCUUUGAUCCCGGAGGUUGUGACAACCUCGAGGACAAGGUUUCUUAG